This is a messenger RNA of Danaus chrysippus (African queen), 291 nucleotides long. NCBI's taxonomy places the organism in Eukaryota, Metazoa, Arthropoda, Insecta, Lepidoptera, Nymphalidae. The record is from the annotation of a GenBank genome assembly.
AUGGACAAUCUGUUAAGCGACCUUGUUGCGACACAACUAUCCCGGUCAGCGGCCGGUGACGAACUAAACAAUGGCCGAUUGUGUAAACACCACAGGCCACGUUACGCCACGAUUCCUUUGAAGUGUGCCCAAAAAACCGACAACUCUCCGAUUGCUCGCCACGAUGGACAACUGUCCGCCAUCAUAUACCAUUACCCCCUGUACACAAUGGCGAUGGCCUGUAGUGGGCACGCAUGGGCCAUUGUGUACUGGGAGCUUUACAUACAAAGAAAGGAAUGUAGAUCUUUAUGA